Molecule: messenger RNA, 1687 nt
Organism: Linepithema humile (Argentine ant)
Lineage: Eukaryota; Metazoa; Arthropoda; Insecta; Hymenoptera; Formicidae
Gene: Manf
Product: mesencephalic astrocyte-derived neurotrophic factor
Biological process (GO): neuron projection development; dopaminergic neuron differentiation
Cellular component (GO): endoplasmic reticulum
Source: RefSeq, a predicted model, not a curated record
UUUUUGACAGAAUGCAACGUGUAUAAAGCGUCGAGCGCGGCUCAAACCGGGGUGGAUGUAUUGCGAGAUAUUCGUUUGAAAAAUUGAGCUGAUGAAUUAAAAUCAUUGUGUGUUGCCGAGCUACCAAGCGGUGGAGACCUUGCAUCGGAAAUACGCGGAUUGUUAGAUCGAUUGUGACGAGAACGGAAGAAAAGAAAAAUGAAUACUUUAGUGCCACUACUCUCAAUAUUUUUGGGAAUUGUGUGUACUGUUACAGCGCUGAAAGAAGGUGAAUGUGAAGUAUGCGUUGCUGUCGUGAACAAGUUUAGUCAAACAUUGACAGCAGAUAUUAAAGAAGAUACCAAAAAGAUUGAGGCAAAGUUUCGAGAAUUCUGUAAAAGCACCAAAUCAAAAGAAAACAGAUUUUGCUAUUAUUUAGGCGGGUUAGAAGAAUCUGCCACUGGUAUUUUGGGCGAGCUUAGUAAACCACUGUCAUGGUCUAUGCCUGCAGACAAAAUAUGUGAAAAGCUGAAAAAACGAGAUGCUCAAAUAUGCGAUCUAAGAUUUGAAAAACAAAUCGAUCUCAAUACGGUAGAUCUGAAGAAGCUAAAGGUACGGGAUUUGAAGAAAAUUCUUAAUGACUGGGAAGAGUCCUGUGAUGGUUGCAUAGAGAAAACGGACUUUAUUAAACGAAUUGAGGAGCUCAAACCUAAAUAUUCCAGUAGUAGCUCAAAGACGGAACUUUGAAGAACUGUCUUCAAUUUAGACAAGCAAUUAUAUUAGUAUGGCUAAAAUUCCUGUCUCUUCAAUUUGCGGAGGAAUUGUUUGCAGCAUUUAGAAAUGUAUUUAUUCGUGUCCGUAUAUGACUUUUGUAGCUUUGUGUUUCACAAAAGUUUAUCUUCAUUGACAGUCUCUUGAACUAAAACAUUUAGGUUCCAUUAAACGAAGUAGGAGAUAUUGUCACAAAACAAACGUUAGGAUGAAGCAAACAAUAUUGAGCAAUGAAAAUUUUGUUAAAAAACGUUUGAAGAAUUUCAUUUCUCUCCGAUGUAGCCAUGCUAAUAAUGAAUCUAUUUUAUCGAAGGUGCUCCAUUUUUAUGACAUCAGCAUUAAGUGUAAAUUUAUAUAUACAGCCUUUAUACGAGAAAUUAUUUUCACACGUAUUUAUCUUCAUUGCUCUUCCUCAGAUAGUGUAGUAAUUUGCAAAUAUGUCAAUAUAUCCGAAUAUUUAUAGACAGAGUACUAAAACGCAGUGUCAAAUGAUGUGUGUAAAGAGGUAGUUCAUCAAACUGUGUUAAAAUGAAUUCUUUUUUAAAUUGAUCAUGAAAUGUAUAUAUAAAUUUCUGGAAAAUUUUUUUAAAGACUUUGGUAUUGUUAAACUAUAUCUCGAUUGCGCGAAGUUCAAACAAAAUGCCAAUCUUUGAGAUAAGAAUUAUUUGUAUCGAUAUACACCAACUUUUCCAAUUAAACGCGAUACAAAUUUGUCUAUAUUCAAGGUACAAUAUUAAAAAAUUAAGGAUUAUGGUAAAAAAAGCAUAAUUAAUUGUAGAUAAGAUAUUGUCGCAUAUCUGAAUGUAUUACUCUGAAUAUCCCACUGAAUUCUUUAGUUCACGAUAAGACUGCGUAAUUGCGUUUUCUAUACAUUACAUUUGUGAAUCUUGAUACGAGAGAUUAGAAGGAAAUAAAAAGCAUAUGUGUUGUUACAAAA